AUGGGUAAAGAGAAGACUCAUAUCAAUUGCGUUGUCAUCGGACACGUGGACAGCGGGAAGUCGACGACGACCGGACAUCUGAUCUACAAGUGCGGGGGUAUUGACAAGAGAACCAUUGAGAAGUUCGAGAAGGAGGCCCAGGAGAUGGGAAAGGGAUCCUUUAAGUACGCGUGGGUUUUGGACAAACUGAAGGCCGAGAGAGAGCGCGGAAUCACUAUUGAUAUCACUCUCUGGAAGUUCGAGACUCCCCGGUAUUACGUGACAGUGAUCGACGCCCCGGGUCAUCGAGAUUUCAUCAAAAACAUGAUCACCGGUACCUCACAGGCGGACGUGGCUGUGCUCAUAGUGGCCGCCGGGACGGGAGAGUUCGAGGCCGGCAUCUCUAAGAACGGACAGACCCGAGAACACGCCCUCUUGGCCUUCACUCUCGGUGUGAAGCAACUGAUAGUCGGCGUCAAUAAGAUGGACACAACGGAACCGCCGUUCAGUCAGAGCCGCUUCGAGGAGAUCCAGAAGGAGGUGUCGGCGUAUGUCAAGAAGAUUGGCUACAAUCCGACGACCGUUCCCUUUGUGCCCAUCUCGGGAUGGAAUGGGGACAACAUGUUGGAGGCGUCUGCUAACAUGCCGUGGUUUAAGGGGUGGAACAUCGAGAGGAAGGGCACCAAACUGGACGGCAAGACAUUGUUGGCUGCUUUGGACGCUAUGGAGCCUCCGUCCAGACCUGUGGACAAAGCCCUGCGACUCCCCCUUCAGGACGUCUACAAAAUCGGAGGUAUCGGAACCGUACCCGUGGGUCGUGUGGAGACCGGGGUGAUUAAGCCCGGAAUGGUCGUGACCUUUGCCCCCGUCAUGUUGACCACUGAGGUCAAGUCGGUUGAGAUGCAUCACGAGGCGCUCACAGAGGCGGUGCCCGGAGAUAACGUGGGCUUCAAUGUGAAGAACGUGUCGGUGAAGGAGUUGAGGAGAGGAUACGUCGCCGGAGACUCGAAGGACAACCCGCCGAAGGCCACCGAGGACUUCACGGCUCAGGUGAUAGUGUUGAACCACCCGGGACAGAUCAGCAACGGAUACACACCUGUGCUCGACUGCCACACCGCUCACAUCGCCUGCAAGUUCCGCGAAAUUAAGGAGAAGUGCGACCGACGAAGUGGCAAAAAGAUUGAGGAUAACCCGAAGUCCAUUAAGUCUGGCGACGCGGCUAUCAUUGAAUUGGUGCCCUCGAAGCCCAUGUGCGUCGAGUCGUUCACUGACUUCCCACCAUUGGGUCGGUUCGCUGUGCGAGACAUGAGGCAAACGGUGGCCGUCGGUGUCAUCAAGUCCGUGAAGGCUAAGGACGUGAGCGGCGGGAAAGUGACUAAAGCCGCAGAAAAGGCUCAGAAGAAGAAAUAACUAUAACUCAAGACUUAUUAUAAUUAGAUUUUCAAAACUUUUUCUGUCAAAAGCAUUACAUCAGCUUUUGUUAG
Molecule: messenger RNA, 1463 nt
Organism: Oppiella nova
Lineage: Eukaryota; Metazoa; Arthropoda; Arachnida; Sarcoptiformes; Oppiidae
Source: the annotation of a GenBank genome assembly